GUCCGGUCCGGUAGGGACGUUUAGCUUUCAUAGAAACUUUAACGAUGCGAUACCAUUUCGUAGCUGUCAAAGGUCGUGCUUGGGCCUUCGAUUGAUUUUUGUUUGACGUCAUUUACUAUUAUCGGUAGGUACUUACAUCAGCCCAAUCGAGAUUAGUGUAUUACUUUUAAUAAACUAAAUGCAGUUGCAAUUAAUGUUAUCUAUAUUAGUUUAUUUAUGUCAUUUAAAGAAUAUAACAACGAAUACAGCAAUAAAUCCAUAGUGUAAUUAAGUGUUUAUCGAUUAUCGAAGUUCCUUAAUUAUAAGUUGAUUUGGUCGUUUUAUUUUAAAAUAGUGGGAUAAAGAAAAUUAAUAUAAUAUCAAUCCAAUUUGUCAUUGAAUACAAAACAUUUAAACUAUUUUUAAUGCAUUUUAUUCCGUAUAUGUGUUAUGUUUACGUUAUACAAAUAACUGACUACAUAACUUCCGACACGACACUUAACGCUAUCAUUAUAUUUUAAACAAUGGUUCACCGUUACGGUGUUAAUUAUUGGAAUUCCUGUUGUAUCGGUUUAAUACGCGUGGAAAAAUAAACGGCAAUACUUGUGUAAGUAAGUACUGCUCAGAUAAAUGAGUUAUUUAUUUAAAAGUGGUGUCGUCGCCGCGCUGGUGAGUCCUCUGUUAUCGCAGCCGGCGAGAUGCGAGGCGAGCGCGCCGUAUGCGUCCGCGCACGCUCAUAUCGCGCCUCACUUCACUCACAACAACCUCAGUUUUACAGCCCGGGUUUUUGGAAACAGCACCAACUUAUUCGUAUCGUGACUCACGGGGAGAGCGGACCGUAGUGAAAAACUCGACGUCAAAAACCAUGAUGUCUAGCACCGAAAAAAUAUGCAGUGUCAACGACCUAACGAACUCCACCAUUCUACUCACCAAUCAUCAGAAGAAAGGGUCGUGGAUAGAAAAACCCAAGAGGAUACUGAAGAGCGUCAAAUGCUUUUUUCGCGAGACGACCGUCGAGCCUUGCUUGUUUAUUUACAUGCUGUGCACCUCCUUAUCUUCGAUGGCAGUGCAGAACAUGCACCUGGAAAAGUCCUGCAGAGUACAUUACGACUUCGGUGACGAUAUAUGCGAUAGAAUAAGAGACUUAAAUACCACUGGCUUAGAAUCGGAAUUGAGUCAAGUUCAAACUUUGGUAGCGAAGGUAAUGGCAUGGAAAUUCCCGCUUCAGACAGCGAUCCCGGCGGUUUUGGUACUGUUCGUCGGAGCGUGGAGCGACAAGUACAAAAGACGAAAGAUAUGCAUACUAUUCCCAUUCAUAGGGGAGAUCGUUACGAAUAUAGGACUACUUUUUGCUACGUACUAUUUCAAGGAACUGUCGCUACAGGCUACGGCGUUAAUAGAAGCUUUGCCUGCCGCAUUCACUGGGAGUUACAUUAUUAUAUUUAUGGGCAUGUACAGUUUCAUGUCGGAUAGAACAACAAUAGAGAAUAGAACGUUUCGAUUGGGUAUUGUGACAAUAUUUGUCAGCUUCGGAACGCCUACUGGCACGGCUCUGAGUGGUGUUUUGUUAAGAGGACUCGGUUACUAUGGUGUGUUUACGUUAUUGCUUUUCCUGCAUAUGUUUUCGUUUUUAUACGGUGCAGUAAGGUUGGAAGAUGUCGCGAUCGAGAAGAAUGAGGUGACUUUAGACAAUACUAGUGGAAACAAAUGUGAGAAGAUAUUUAGGGAUGUGUUCGGACUCGUUGGUAAUACAGUACUGGUGGCCUUAAGACCGCGAGCCUCCGACGGCAGACUGCAAAUAUUCUUAGUCAUCGUAUUGUAUUUGAUAAUGGUCGGACCACUUUAUGGUGAUUCGCAAGUGAGUUAUUUGUAUGCAAGGCGUAAGUUUCAACUCAACGAGGUCGAAUACAGCAUUUAUGGAACUGCGAACAUCCUCCUUGGCCUAAUAGGUACAGUCUUCUGCAUAUCUGUCCUUAGCAAAAAAUUCCAAGUGCAGGACAGUGCUAUUGGAGGUCUGGCAGGAGUGAGCAGGAUAGCUGCCUGUUUUGUUUUCGCGUUCGCAUCAUCCAGAUCAUGGUACUACUCAGCUCCAGUGUUCAACAUUUUCAGUCACACCGGCCUAACUGCUGUUAGAUCAAUAGCUACUAAAAGUGUACCCACAGAGGAAGUCGCUAAGCUAAGUGCAUUGCUGGGUGUGACAGAGGCGUUAGCUCCUUCGAUCUACAUGCCCGCAUCGAGUUACAUCUACGUGUCUACGAUAGACAUAUUGCCAGGAGCGUUUUACUUAUUCGACGCUUCACUCACUGUGUUGGCGCUGGGAUUCUUCGCAUUUAUUUACAUCCUGGUGAGGAAAAGGCAAAGAUCAGUUGUCUCAGUACCAGAGAAAAAAGAAGAAUUUGCGAGAACAAACGAAGUAUCGAAAUUUUAAUACUUAAUGAACUUGAAUUAUGUACCUGCCUCUUUGGUAUUUAAAGACAGUUCUGAUGAUUUUUGUGAGAUACUUAUAGAUAAGUUUUGGUAAAAUUUUCAUUAAAAAUCAAAUUUACUUUGAUUCAAUUAUCAUAAUUUGCGAAUGAUAAAACAUCUUAGAUUACGGAGUUGUUACAACUAUUGUACCGCCUAAUUGCUUUUGUAAUUACGGACCAUGGUGUUAUUAAACAAAAGAUGAACGUAGUCAGUCACUCAUUAUGUAGGCUGGACUAUUGACACAGCAACAUAUUGUUGCGCGUCCAUUGUUGCCAAGUGAAUACGAGACUUAAUCAACUGUAGCUUGAAAAUAAGCGAUGGUUUGAUUUACUAUAACAAAAGUAUGAUAACUUUUGACUUUUGUUAAGGAAAUAAGAAGGAAGAAAGGAAGUCUUUACUAUACUACUGUUUGUCUGAUAGUGCAAAAUUGUGCAUUAUUUUGAUAGCUAACAAAAUGUUUUGCGCCAGUAAUAUUUUGACUAACUAUUAAAGCAAAGUUAUUUACGAAAGACAGAGAAGGAACAUAUUCAUUACUAGCUAUCAAAAUAAUUACUUGAUAAAAAUCCCUAGUUAAGUUAUUUUAACGAUUAUUAACAAAUAGUUGGCAAAAAAUAUUUUUUUAUUAAAUCAUUUUAUUUGAGGCAUGAAUCUGCCUCAACUAUUUGACAGAAGUAAAUAAAUACCACCUACAAAUUGGUCAGUUCUUGAUUUUGCGUUAUUCGCAUUUCGUAAUGUUUAACGAACUUAUUUCACAUUCUUAUUUGAUUUAUUAUUGUAGAUUUAUUUAUUUUGAUAAAGUAGGUUUUGUAUUCAUUAAUAGGAUAAGAUACAUUUUAUCUUAGACUUGUGUUACUUAGUAAAUGUUAACUUGAAUUGAGACUGAUGUGCAAACGACGAAUGUUAUGAUUAAUGUAAGUUACCGUUUAGUUUAAUUAAAUUACUAUUGUCAUCUGUAAAAAAGUAUGUAAUAAUGUGUCCUUGUUAAAAUAUGUGCAAUAAGACGUG
This is a messenger RNA of Chilo suppressalis (striped riceborer), 3450 nucleotides long. The record is from the annotation of a GenBank genome assembly. NCBI's taxonomy places the organism in Eukaryota, Metazoa, Arthropoda, Insecta, Lepidoptera, Crambidae.